This is a messenger RNA of Mytilus trossulus (common blue mussel), 7820 nucleotides long. Its product is annotated as cytosolic carboxypeptidase 1-like. Bases 271 to 3978 code for a protein of 1235 amino acids. The record is from RefSeq and is a predicted model, not a curated record. The transcript has 25 exons. Gene Ontology annotation, biological process: proteolysis; protein side chain deglutamylation. Lineage: Eukaryota; Metazoa; Mollusca; Bivalvia; Mytilida; Mytilidae. Gene Ontology annotation, molecular function: zinc ion binding; metallocarboxypeptidase activity.
GGUAAAAACAAUAUGUCUGUCAAAGUUCAGUGUUUUCUUUUAAAGUUAACAAACUAUCUGACAACAAUCUUCCUGUAACAACUAUGUAAUGGAAAAUCAUCCUAACUAAUUGAGAAGAACAAACACGAUUCACUAUUAUAUGCGAUCAUAUCUUGACACAGUCACAGUUUAAAAAAAACCUUGUAGGCCUUGUUUUUAUGUGGGUGUUCUGCAUGUAAUUCAGUGUUAUACAUACGAGAAUGUAAUUUAAACUGAAAAAGUGCUCUCGUGAUGGAAAGAAGUGUUGGGUCGAGACUGAUAGGACUUUUCCAGCAGUUAGAUAAGAUUGGUGGAAAGGCUGCUAAGAACCCAUCCUCUACAGAUGACCUACAACAGAUCAGAUACGUUACAUCUAAAAUAUACCAGCUACUUAACCAGCAAGAAAAAAUUCACAGAGAUUCAGUUCUGAAGAAUGCAGCACAGCUAGAUUUAAUCUUGUGUACUUUAAGGAAUUGUUCAGAUCGAGCAGUUGUUGUAAAUAUAAUACAUAUUCUUUUGGAGCUAUUGGGGAAAACUCAGGUUGGAAAAAGAUCUAGUGCCCUAGUCAGUGCUAACACUACCAAUAUUUUAUUACAAUGUAUGGUGAGAGAAACUGAAGAUAAUGUGACCAAUGAUGAUUUGUUGAUAUUAGCCCAUCAAGUGCUGGCAAAACUGUCAAGUAAAGAUAGGAAAUUUUCAACGAAAGCUCGAUUACACAGAACACUGCUGAUUACUCUGUCAUUGAUAAAGAGUAAUAUAUGUCAGUUUAAAAACCUACAAUGUUUGUUACAAGUGUUCAAAUCAUACACCAACAACAGUGUGAAUGCUUCAUAUUUGGGAAAGCACAAUGCUAUCCCUCCUAUGUUCAGAGUGAUUCAACAGUGUGGAAGAAAACAUACUACAGUACUCAAACUAGCACUGGAAAUUGUAUACAACGUAACCAAAUCUAGAAACAAUGCUGCUAGGACUAUAGGAGGAGAACAUGUACCACAUUUGUUAGGUUUAUACCAAGACUGGCACCAGUUAGAUACUAAACAUAGACAUGUAAACAUCAGAAAGGCUAUUCUGAAUAUUCUUAAAAAUAUCACCAACCUCAAAUCAGGAAGAAAAGCAUUAGCCGAUGCUAAUGGGAUACAAAUUUUAUAUGAUACUGCCCAGGAUGUUAUAGAUUGUCGAGAGAUGGAGAGUUUGAUACUGCUGGCCAGUGUGAUAAUGAGAAAAUGUUGCCCUAGAAAUAAACUACCAUGUGAUAUUAGGAGUCCAGUCAAAUUUGAACUGCCAGAAUCUGAACUUUACCCUGAAAGUACCAGACAAGAAGGCAGUAUGAGUUAUGGAAGUUCCAGCGAGACUCCCGACAGUGACAGUAGUUCUUUAGAGGAUGAUGAUGAUAUCGACAGUGAUGACGAGAGAUUCAAGACAGAUAACUCUGAAGAGACAGAAGACGAUCAAGGAGAAGCACCUCAGCCUUUUAAAAGAAAUCCUGAUGAUCUCAGGAUGUACGAUAAAUUCUUUCCGGAAAUAUUUGAAAUUGAGAUUAAAGAAGAUGAUGACCUUGACCCAUCACUUCUUCCUCCAACAUCUAUAUAUAUACCAACUGGUAACUUUGAAAACUUAAUGUCAUCUGAAGCUCAACAAAUUAAACAUUCUCUGUAUCAAAAGGAGGGAACUUUCAUGUAUUCUUCACGGACCAGUGGUUAUAGUAGUUAUGAAUCAGACUAUCCUGACUCUUAUCGAACGGGGCGGUGUGAUUCAGCUACAGCUAUAAACAUGAAAACAGGAUCUAGUCUCUUCUCUUUAGACUUGCCCCAAAAAGGUGCUAUCAAAAAAACAAUAAUUUCUCAACCAAAGACAAGCAAGAAAUCAAAAGCAGGCAAAAAGUCUAGCAUUAAUAAAAAAGUAGGAAAGAAAACAAGUACAACAAGCUAUCCAGAUUUACUAGAAUUUGAAAGUGAAUUUGAAGGUAUGAAUAUUUCUCAAGAUCAAAAAGAUGUUGACGAGACAGGAUCAAGUAGUGGUGAAGAAGAUGAUACUGAUUCAUAUUUCCAUGAUGUGUUAGUGUAUCAGGACAAGGCUUGUUCUACUAAAGGAGCGUAUAGGUUUGAGAAAAUAGGUUACCCUGAUCUGAUUGGAGCUAGAGGUUGUCCUUAUUUGGAGCCAUUAUACCGGAGAAAAUUUGGUGUUCAAAGAGCCAAAGUAUUUGAGGAUAUAGACAGAAUGAUUCACCCAGAGCAUGUGAUAGAUAGAGAUGUUUAUGAUGUGGAUGCUACCAUUAAAAGAUGUGGAUCAACUUACUGUAACAGAAAUUCUAAUCUUAGUAACAGGGAUGAACUUAGAAUUGGAAGUCAGUUAGAUGCAGUGGGAGCUAAUUCUCUUAGAUUUAAUGCUCAGUUUGAAUGUGGGAAUCUCAGGAAAGCUAUUUGGGUGAGGGAGUUUGAAUAUGACUUAAUUUUGAACCCAGAUGUCAACACAAACCACCACCAUCAAUGGUUCUACUUUGAAGUUAGUAACAUGAUAGCAGAUAUACCUUACAGAUUUAAUAUUGUUAACUGUGAGAAACUUAACAGUCAGUUUAACUUUGGUAUGAAACCAGUGAUGUUUUCUGUGACAGAGUCUAUAGAAGGACGGCCAUUUUGGUCAAGAGUUGGUACAGAUAUCUGCUAUUAUAAAAACCAUUUUACACGGAGUGCUCAAGCUACUGGAGGCGUUAAGGGCAAAACAUAUUUUACAGCAACAUUCACAGUCAAAUUCAAACAUAACAAAGACAUAUGUUACAUGGCAUACCAUUUCCCAUACACAUAUACUACAUUACAGACUCAUAUCCAAAUAUGGGAUAGAUCCACUGAUCAUUCACAGAUAUUUUUCCGUAAUCAAACAUUUUGUCAGACGAUUAGUGGUAAUAAUGUACCAGUAUUAACUGUCACAGCUCAGCCAAAGUCAUAUAGUAGAGAUAAUGUAGAAGAACUUAGAAGUAGACCUUAUAUAUUUCUUUCUGGAAGAGUUCACCCAGGAGAAAGUAAUUCUAGCUGGGUUAUGAAAGGAACCAUUGACUUUUUGCUCAGUAAGAAACCAGCAGCUCAACAACUUAGAGAAAAUUUCAUUUUUAAAAUUGUGCCUAUGUUAAACCCAGAUGGAGUCAUCAAUGGAAACCAUAGAUGUUCAUUAGCUGCAGAAGAUCUGAAUAGAAGAUGGGACAACCCCUGUCCUAAGUUACACCCUACUAUUUACCAUACCAAGGGACUUCUACAGUAUCUACAGAUGAUAAAUAAAUCUCCACUGGUAUACUGUGAUUACCAUGGACACUCGAGGAGGAAGAACAUAUUCCUGUAUGGAUGUAGUCCUACAAUGUCAUGGAUACCAAAUGAUUCAGUUAACCCAGCCACUACAGGAAAUAGAAUGGAAGAUAAUGCUUAUAAGACACUGCCAAGGAUUUUACACUUAACAUCUCCAGUGUUUUCCUGGCCGAACUGUAGUUUUCUUGUGGAAAAGGCUAAGGAGACAACAGCCAGGGUUGUGGUAUGGAGGCAGAUCGGGGUGCUGAGAAGUUACACCAUGGAAAGUACAUACUGUGGAAUUGAUCGUGAUGGAAAGUUUAAGGAUCAACACAUUACAACCUCGAUGAUGGAAGACAUGGGACAAAAGUUCAGUGAGGCCCUGAUCAGAACUCGUACCAAAUACACAACUGAGAAUAUGGUAUCUUUCCCACCAUUGUCAGACUCACAACAGAACCUAGGGGCCACAGCUCAGGAUCCAGAUCUACUGAAGAAAACUGACAGUAAGAAAAGUGGUGACGAUGACGAUUUGGAUGAACCAGUACAUAGACGACAGACAUUACACAGGAGAGAGGAAGAUGAGAAUCUAUACAGUGGUGGAGAGGAUAUCGAUGAUAUGAACGAGGAAUCAUCUGAAGAGGAAAUGUACGGAGAUGAUGACGAAGAAAACUAUGCUGAUGACCAAUCAUAGUCUUGAUACGUAGAGUUGUUUCUCUUGGACAGUGAGGAAAUGUACGGAGAUGACGAAGAAAAGUAUGCAGACGAAUGAAGAGUAUAAUUAUUUAUUUUCAACAGAUAUAAUGCUUUGUUUUAGUCCACAAUUUACAUAAGGAUGUAACUUGCUGUAUUUCAUAUAUUUGUCUAAACUCUUUUCCUAAUCCAACGUAUAGGAAUGACCUCAAUAGUAAUAGUGUAUUAGUUACUACUUGUUGGGAAUAUUAAGGUUUGAUUUUAGUUAUCAUAUCAUUUUUUUUCAAUUGAACUUAAUGCGUUAGAAUUUUUGUAAAAAAAAAUUUACAGAGUUAAUUGAUCAAAAUAAGAUGUUAUAAUAAGUACUGUUCAAUUGAAUUUUAUAAACAUUUAUUUUUGUUUUAUUUUGUUGACAUCAUUAUUUGUUAGUAUAGUUUAGAAUUAUACCUUAUAAGUAUUAUUAGAAAUCUCAGCCAAAACUGACUGACCUUAUGUCAUAUUAAUUAUACAUAUAUCAUAUCUUUUAUGCUGAUUUGUUACAUGUACAUGUGUAAUUAAAUGACCGACCAUUUUUAUUUUUAUUUCAAUGUGUGGUUUUUAUUUUCUUCUUAAAACUAGCUUUAAAAUUGAUAUACCAAGUAUGGUUAUGGGUAUUCUUAUUCUUUUUGUUUUUCAUCUUUUUUAUAUUUUCUUUGUUAUACAAAACAACUAUUUUUACCUCUUUGCAAUAGCGCCUUUCAACUUUAAACUUGUGCUUAUAUAUUUAUCAUAAAAGUAGCAUUUAUUUUUAUUUAGAAAAUUCAUCAUCUUUAUUUUAUUCUAUUGAAAUGAUUUAAAACUGCUGUUGAUUAAAACUUGAUGUAAAUAAACAAGUAAGAACAUACAAUUGCCUUUUAGAUAAUGAACAUUACAAAAAACCUUUCAAUUUAUUGAUUUACAACCAAGAUCUGUGAAAUCAUUUGUUAUUUUGAAACUUUGUCAUAUAUAAGCAUCAACAACUAGCUGUGAUAGUAAUGAACUUUGUCAAUAUAUUUUUUUUUCAUUUAACAUAUUGUUAUUUAUUUUAAGAGCUUUACACUGAUAUUGUGAAAUCUUUGACUAGCCAAAAACUCCUAUCCAUACUUUCUCUAAUGUGUUUUCUGAACGUCUAGACAUUUGUAUAUUAAGUAUAUAUAAGGUAUUUUUUUUAUUUUAUCAUUGCAGCAUGUAAAUCCUGCUUGUGAAAUAGAUAAUUCUCAUUAUAAUCUCUCUACACAAUUUAAGAUUAUUGUACAACAUGUAUUUAGUUUAGACUGAAAGAAGUUAUUUAUUCAUUUAUUAUAGUUUUAAAAAUACUGCCAUUCAUGGCAUCAUAGACAUGUUUAUAUCAGCCAUUUUGUACAAGUGUAAAAAGGGGGCAUUAUUUGUAGAUCACUGUUGUGAAGUUAAGAACAAAGAUUUAUAGUUUAGAUUGCUAAAAGAAAAUUGAUAUAUGUAAAUUAUUGAAUUAAGGUGGUGCAUCUUUCUCCUACAUAUUAUUUAAAUUAAUAUGGUAAUCAGAUAUAAAUACACAACACUUUGUACACUGAAUUUCAAAAACAAAUCAAACAAAAACUUAUAAAUACAUGUUUGGGGUGAGUUAACUUAUUUAUUUUUGUCCAAUGAAAGUUAAUAUCUUCUAGCCAUAUAUAUGUUAUCGAAGAAACAUUCAAAAUUAAAAUGAAUUUAAUGCACAAAAACUUGUUAACAAUUUUGUAGGAGACAUUCUCCUAGGCAGAUUGCGGGGUGAAUCCCCCUUUCAAAAUCCUACAUCGGCAUCUGAUUCUAAGCAUAACCAUAGAGAAUAGAUUUGGACAACAGAAUACUACAAAAGAAAUAUAUCUAGUGUCUUGUUUGUCAUCAAGUCCAUAUCAUUUCUAUAGCAUUUUUACUGUUAAAACACAUACAGUGUGACUCAGGAUAAAUAAAUCAAAAGCUUUAAUUCAGUCAUUAUCAAAGGAAAAUAAUAUUUUCACCAUUGGCAUUAUACAACAAAUAAUUAUACAGGAAUCAAUCAAAAUGAUCUUUUCAGUGAAUGCACAACUUUUUGUAUAAACAAAUUAAUCUUUUUUAAUGUGUUUCUUAAAUUCAUACAUCAACCAUGUCAACAGAAAGCAAUAUAUUCAUUUUUCUAGAAUAACUAAUAUUUUGGUAGUUGUAAAUACCAGAAAUAAGCACUGACAUACGAACAUAUCAAAUUUAAAUUGAAUGCAUGAAAUUUUACAGCCAAAUUUGUUUGGUUGUCUGUAUAUUAUUUUUGAUACUGAAACCAAAACUAUUCAAUUAAGGUUAAAGGUUUAAUUCAGCCAACUUUUUGGAUCCCCUUAUUCUAAAUUCCCCGAGUGUGUAAUGUCUUUUUCAAAGAUAAUGCAAUGCCUGAAUUAUCUUUUUUGGGGUUAAGACUGUUGCUCAUAUUUUGACCAAGCAUGCCAUUUAUGAUAUGACAGUCAACAUUUUUAUGCACUGGAGCGGCCAGGCCAUGUCAUUGUAUCAUAACCAUUUGGCAAUAAAAGUUAAAAAGAAUUAUAAAGAUUAGUAAUGUUUUUGGUGCAAUGUUAAAGGCCAAAUGUGGGUCUUGUAGAACAUCCUGACUGUGUGGUUAAUUAACUGUUUGUUUUAGAUGUUUUUGUAUUGUUCUAUGUUGCUGAAGCUACACAUAUUUGCAAUGAAUCAUGAUGCUUAAAUACCUAUAACCAGUAUUUAUUUUAUAGUUUUAUUUUUGAUCCUUAUAUGAAUGUUUAGUAAUCAAGCUGAUUGGUCAAGCUUGUUUUUGUUUUGGGCCAAUGUCUAUAAUGAAUUAGAUCUGUCUCUUCACUAACUUAUUGAUAUGUUGAUGUAUAGUUUUAAUCCCUGGAAACCACCAUGCAGGUUCAGUUGUACAAUAUAAAAACUGGUAUAAGAAAAUUGUACCUUCACCUUUUAUAGAUGGAGCAAAGAUUUCAAAUAAACAAUUAACGAGUAAAGGGCAAUGAUAUACUUUGACCUGACAUUGAUAUAGUCUUAUAAAGAAUCUAUAAUAGAAGAGUAGGGAUAGGGAUUUAUAAUGAAAACCCAUACCAGUCUGCAUGCUUGAUAUUUAGAAGGGUUGGAUAGAUUAUUCAUAAUAAUAAUAGUUUGGCCAGUGGCCAGUAAGUGUUUAAUAUUUCAGAAUGUGAGACACAAAUGAAAUUGGAAUUUGGUAGAAUUUGAUAAAUAUGUUUUACAUGUAUAGCAAUUUCAAUCUGACUCAAAAUAUAUUGUAGAUGUAAUUCUAUUUUUAAAAUUAGAUAUGAUGAAUUUUAAGACUGUGGGUAUAUACACAGAACCAUAGCAUGUUUUAUAAUGAGAAGAGCCAAAUGCUCUAAAAUAUGAUUAAAAUAAGAUAUUGUUUACAAAGCUGUACUAAACUGAUACAGGGUGCUAUACCUGACAGGGUAGGUUACUCAUUGUAUUCAAAUGUGAUAAUAAAAUUUUUUUUUUUAGAGAUUGUCUUUAAAUUAAGCAUUUUCACAGAUGUAUACAAAACCAUACAUCAAAUUUUCAAAUUUCAAAAUUUAUUUUAAUGGUCUGACAUUUAAUUUAAUGAACUGACAAAACAAAAUCAGUUGUAAAUAUUUUUGUUGGUAGCCCAAUCAAUUCCAAAUAUAAUCAUUUUUGAAAGAAAAUAACAUUUAAAGACUGUCCCUAAAAUCUGACAAUUUUAUUUUAUUUUUAGAUAGGAAAUGACAUAUAUUUAAUUUACAAUUUAUUAUGUUUUAAUAAUUUUAUUUUUAAAUAAACUUUGUAUUUAAACAUGUACUAACUAUUCAGAUAAUUGAUUAUGAAUAAAAAUGCUGGAUCAUUGAA